Messenger RNA from Phoenix dactylifera (date palm), 1664 nucleotides. Its product is annotated as rho GDP-dissociation inhibitor 1-like. The record is from RefSeq and is a predicted model, not a curated record. Lineage: Eukaryota; Viridiplantae; Streptophyta; Magnoliopsida; Arecales; Arecaceae. Gene Ontology annotation, molecular function: Rho GDP-dissociation inhibitor activity; protein binding. Gene Ontology annotation, biological process: Rho protein signal transduction. Gene Ontology annotation, cellular component: membrane; cytosol; cytoplasm.
AUGCAUCCAUUUUCCAGCCAAUCUCGUGAGAGAUGCUCUCCCUCUCUCCUCUGUCUCUCCCCAUUUCUUCCCUCCGUUCGCAGUAGUUAGUGACCCUCACGUUCUUUUACCUCUCUCUCAAUCUCUUCUUUUCCGUCAAAGCUACAAAGUAAAGACUCUGCUCCCCUCUUCGCCUCUUCUGCUUCCCUUCAUUAUCCUCUGUUUGUUCUUAAAGUUGCCAUCUUGGAGUUUUUUCCCUUGGAGAAUUUUGUCUCAUAAGCGAAUUCCCAUCUGUGGGCUCCGUUGUUUUGUUUUCUUGCAAGGGAUCUUUCAAGGUGCUGCCUUUUUGUAGGCAUUCUCUUAUCACCUCUUUCUGGAUUCUUCCCUCUUGGUCGGUUUAAAAUUAGAGGGCAUCUGGGCUUUGUUUUCUUUUGAGCACCUUUGUGUUUUCGACCGUUAGUGGGUGGUUGCCUUUUUCUUGCUCUGUUUUGCCUCUCGGAGUCUGUUGUUGAUGUGUUGGGAGUGCAAUGUCUUUGGCCGUCGGAGCUUUUACUACUUCUAAAACCAUGGGCUUGGAGGAGAACAAAGAGGUCGCUGAGAAAAAUGGGAUCUUGAUGGCAAGGGAAGGAGUUAAAGAGGAGAAGGAGAAGAGAAAGGAUGGGCAUGAUGGAGAGGAGGGUCUCAACAGGCAGAUGAGUGUGGCUUCUCUGUAUGCCACCGAGGAUGAUGAUGAAGAAGAGGAGGAGGAGGAGGAUGGGAAAGGGACCAAGGGGAUUGAUUUGGGGCCUAAGCUCAGUCUCAAGGUUCAGCUGGAGAAAGAUAAGGAUGAUGAGAGCCUGAGGAGGUGGAAGGAGCAGCUUUUGGGGAGUGUGGAUUUGAGCUCUGUAGGAGAAAAUUUGGAGCCAGAGGUUAAGAUCCUGAGCCUUUCAAUCCAAUCCCCUGGUCGACCUGACAUAUUCCUUCCACUUCCUAUGGUCCCCAAUUCCAAGGGUGUAUGGUUUACUCUGAAAGAAGGUAGCAACUACAGGCUCAAGUUCUCCUUCUCUGUGAGCAAGAACAUUGUCUCUGGCCUACGAUACACCAACACAGUCUGGAAAACUGGUGUUAAGGUGGACAGCAUAAAAGAAAUGCUAGGUACCUUCAGCCCUCAACUUGAGCCUUACACAUAUGAAGCACCAGAAGAAACCACUCCCUCUGGUAUUUUUGCGAGAGGAUCGUAUUCUGCAAGAACAAGGUUUCUUGAUGAUGAUGGCAAAUGCUACUUGGAGAUCAAUUACACUUUUGACAUCCGUAAAGAAUGGCCGUCGACAACCAGCUGAGAGCACGCUUUCCAUCUAGAGAAUUCACAUUGCCUUCAGAGGCUAUGAAUUAUCUCAGCAAUUUCAGCAAAAUCUACGAGGGCAUCAUAGCGAAGCUUAGUACUCUGAGAUUUAUCCUCUCCUUUUACUUGUCAGUUUGCAAUACCAUUGUGGGUUAAGGAAUUUAUUUGUUCUAUUGCUUUGACUUCUCUCUUGUUGCAAGGUUUCACCAUCUGUAUAUGGAUUGUUUAGGAAUAGCAUUGACAGGAGUCGCAUCAAGGACUACUAUCAGUCUAUUUGUCAGCAUAUGUACACCAGCUUUUUCUUGCAUAUGUGAACUGAUUUUUAUUCCUCGAAGGUAUUUUUGUGUGAGAUUGUUUCAAGCAU